GCUAAAAGUCAGUAAAUUUAUUUAUUUUCUUUGAAAAUAAAAGGGUGGUGAUUCUUGGCUGAUAGCAGAAGCAGAGUGUUAAAAAUAUUUUAGUGUAAAUGAUUCAAGAGAAUUUCCAAUUUCUCUUUAUACUGUGGAAUCUCAAAAUCAAAGACGUGUUGAGCUGUUCUCUCUCUCUUUCUCACUAAAUUUGAAAAAAUAUGUAUAGGUGCAAGCUGUAAAUGCAUGUAGCGUAUGAAUGUAUAGGACCUUUUUUUGUACUGUUCCUCUCUGUAACAGCCUUCUCCUAUUCUUUCCAUUUGAAUAAACAAAGUAAAUAAUUGUUGAUGUUGAGCAGCAUUUCUGUUAUCCUUAUAACCCCAUUCAAAUUUCUCCAUGAAUUGACACUAGUUUCUUCAUCUCCCCCUCUCUCCUCUUCACUCUCAUCCAAAAAUGGAGUUUCUUCUCUUCUAGUUCUCUCUCUCUCUAACUGAAUUGCAUUGUAAUUCGGAACCCACUCCCAAGAUUCGAUUUUGGGCUACAUUGCUCCACACGAAAACCUAAUCUGGCAACAAUGGCACCGUGGUGGGGGAAGGAAUCUCACAGAGGCACGCCGGUGGUGGUGAAAAUGGAGAACCCUAACAACUGGUCAAUGGUGGAGAUAGAGUCGCCGUCCGAAGAAGACUUUUUAAACGGCGCCGUGUCGAAGGGCGGGCGCAACAAGAACGCCAAGCAGCUCACGUGGGUCAUCCUGCUCAGGGCCCACAAGGCCGCCGGCUGCCUCGCCUCCAUCGCCGCCGCAUACGUCUCCCUCGCCGCCAUCGUCCGCCGCCGCAUCGCCUCCGGCCGCACCGACUCCGCCGACGCCGCGCCGGCCGAGAACCCCAAGAUCAAGUCGAGAUUCUACACCACCAUCAAGGCCGUGCUCGGGUUUUCCCUGCUGCUGCUUGCCUUCGAGCUGGCCGCGUAUUUGAAAGGCUGGCAUUUCGGAGCUCCGGAUCUUCAGCUGGGUCGGUUUUACGCCGGUUUUACGGCGAGGGAUGUGUUUGGUUUGCUGUAUUCCUCAUGGGUCCGGAUCCGGGUCGGGUAUAUCGCCCCGCCGCUCCAGUUCUUGACCAGUGCUUGCAUCGUGCUGUUCAUAAUCCAGAGCGUGGAUAGGCUAAUCCUGUGUUUGGGCUGCUUCUGGAUUAAACUGAAAAACAUUAAACCCGUGGCCAAACAAGACCUUGUUGAUGCCGAAUCUGGAGAUGGAGAUGGCUAUUUCCCUAUGGUUUUGGUUCAGAUCCCUAUGUGCAACGAGAAAGAGGUUUACCAACAGUCGAUUGCGGCUGUGUGUGAGAUGGAGUGGCCUAAGGGGAGAAUGUUGAUCCAAGUUCUGGAUGAUUCAGAUGAUCCCACAGCGCAGUUGCUGAUCAAGGAAGAGGUCCGAAAAUGGCAGCAGAAUGGUGCCAACAUUGUGUACAGACACAGAGUGAUUAGAGAGGGUUACAAAGCUGGCAAUCUUAAAUCCGCCAUGAGUUGCAGCUAUGUUAAAGAUUAUGAAUUUGUUGCUAUUUUCGACGCUGACUUCCAGCCUAAUCCGGAUUUCCUGAAGAGGACUGUUCCUCACUUUCAGGAUAAUGAUGAAGUAGGGUUGGUCCAGGCAAGGUGGUCAUUUGUGAACAAGGAUGAGAAUCUACUAACAAGGUUGCAGCUCAUCAAUUUGGCAUUUCAUUUUGAAGUGGAGCAGCAGGUUAAUGGACAUUUCCUCAAUUUCUUCGGGUUUAAUGGGACUGCCGGAGUUUGGAGGAUUAAGGCGUUGGAGGAAUCUGGUGGUUGGAUGGAGAGGACCACUGUUGAGGACAUGGACAUUGCAGUCCGCGCUCAUCUUCAUGGAUGGAAGUUCGUCUUUCUGAAUGAUGUCGAGUGCCAAUGUGAAUUGCCAGAGUCUUAUGAAGCUUACCGCAAGCAACAGCAUAGAUGGCAUUCUGGCCCGAUGCAGUUGUUCCGUCUCUGUUUGCCAGCUAUUAUAAAAUCCAAGAUAAGUGUGUGGAAGAAAGCCAACAUGAUUUUUCUCUUCUUCCUGCUGAGGAAACUUAUUCUUCCAUUCUACUCAUUCACCCUUUUCUGCAUCAUUCUACCGAUGACAAUGUUUGUUCCCGAGGCUACACUCCCUGCGUGGGUCGUCUGUUACAUCCCGGCCACAAUGUCGUUUCUCAAUAUAAUGCCUGCUCCGAAGUCAUUCCCAUUUAUCGUUCCUUACUUGCUGUUUGAGAACACUAUGUCAGUCACCAAGUUCAAUGCCAUGAUAUCUGGUCUCUUCCAACUCGGAAGUGCCUACGAGUGGGUCGUCACCAAGAAAUCCGGGCGCUCCUCUGAGGGUGAUCUACUGUCGUUGAUUGAGAAACCCCCGACACACCAAAGAGGUAGCUCAGAGCCUAACUUAGAGGAACUGCGGGAGGAAAUCAAUCGACAGAUGAAGGAUUCUCAGAAAAAGAAACACAAUAGGAUAUACACGAAAGAGCUGGCUCUAGCUUUCCUUCUGUUGACAGCUGCAGCAAGAAGCCUCUUGUCUGCUCAGGGAAUCCACUUCUACUUCCUGCUCUUUCAGGGAAUGUCCUUCUUGCUCGUGGGCCUCGACUUGAUUGGCGAGCAGGUGCAGUAACGGCUCGUUGCUCGUACUAAAAAUGUGUAGAUUGUGAACAUAUGCUGGUGAAGUGAGUUAAAUGUAAGAAGCUCGACUCGACAGAGGAUGGCGCGCGCAAUACGUCCUUGCUCAUGGAGGAGGAUGAAGCGGCCGUUGUAAAGAAAGACGCGGGCCGGCACUUCGUAUUGCGUCACUUGUAAAGAGACGGCCUAUUUUUUUGGUUUUGUAAGCUGUUAAUUUCUUGGGUUUCGAUUCUUUUGUUUUUUGGGUAUAUUCUUUUUGUAAGAAGGAUCGGUGUUGAAGGCACCGAGCACAGAAUGAAUUUGUUCACAUAUGAGUAGUAUGAGUUGUAGUGGUGGUGGAAGCUAUACGUUAUUUUGUCUGUUGCUCAUUUUUCGUAAUUCAGAGGGACUCAAAUUCUCUUUCA
Salvia miltiorrhiza (redroot sage) is the source of this 3032-nucleotide messenger RNA. Its product is annotated as probable xyloglucan glycosyltransferase 9. The record is from RefSeq and is a predicted model, not a curated record. The transcript is spliced from 5 exons. NCBI's taxonomy places the organism in Eukaryota, Viridiplantae, Streptophyta, Magnoliopsida, Lamiales, Lamiaceae. Bases 554 to 2623 code for a protein of 689 amino acids. Gene Ontology annotation, cellular component: Golgi apparatus. Gene Ontology annotation, molecular function: glycosyltransferase activity.